UAGAGGAGGAAGCUUAAAAGUUAUUGUUUCAUCCGAUCGAUUGAGAGAAAUAGAGUCAUUAAUUCAUCUUCCUCAAGGCUCACAAAAAAGGUAGCCGUUCUGCUUUACAUAGGAGCAUAGGACCACCGUGAGAAAGAAGAAUUCAAAAGAAGGACAUGGAAGGUGAAAGUUACCAUCCUCACCCUGCUGUCGACAAUGAUGAAAGUGGAAUCGUACGAUCAAAUACAGAUGUUCCACCAGCUCAUGAUCAUUAUACAUUUCAAAUCAAAAAUUUCUCAUUACUGUUAGGGAUGAAGGAGGAAAAAUGUCACUCAGGCCAGUUUGCAGUUGGCGGCUAUCAAUGGAGAUUGGUACUCUACCCAAAUGGUAAUAAGAAUAACAAUGGGACCGGUCACAUCUCUCUAUACUUGGAAAUAGCAGCUACCGAUGCUUUUCCACUUGGCUGGGCGGUUAACGUGCACAUGAGAUUCUUUGUGUUUGAUCAAAUCCGAGACAAGUACCUCACUAUUCAAGAUGCAAAUGGGAGGUCAAGACGCUUUCAUAAGCUGAUGACUGAAAGGGGAUUCGCCCAGUUACUUUCCCAUGAUACUCUCAAUGAUUCAUCAAAUGGUUAUCUUAUUGAUGACACGUGUAUCUUUGGGGUGGAAGUUUUUGUCAUUAAAGGUACUUGUAGAGGGGAGAUUUUGUCGAUGGUAAAUCAACCUCAACCUAAUUAUUUCACUUGGAGGAUUGACAACUAUACGACCUGGAAAAAUAAUGUUUAUUACACUGAGCAAUUCACUGUGGAAGGGCGAAGAUGGAAGUUGCUUCUCUAUCCGGAGGGAAAUAAAACAGGAGCGGGCACAUACUUGUCUCUCUAUCUCAUGUUGGGUGAUUCAGAAAUUCUUCCUCCCAACAGAAAAUUGUACGCAAAAUACAAGCUGCGAAUGAGGGACCAACUCAAUAGCAAUGAUCUUGAAAAGAUAGAGGAGCACUGGUUCUCUGAUCCCAAAGUCAGUAAUGGUUUCCACGAGUUUUUGUCAAAGAGAGAUCUCCAGAACGCAUCAAAGGGCUACUUGGUGGGUGAUCGUUUGUUCAUUGAAUGCAAAAUUGAUGUCAUAUCCGUAGUCAAGGAUUUCUCCUGAAAGUAAUAUUAUGUCUAAAUUGGACAAACUAUAAUGUCCCCUUGAAUUUUAUGAAUAACAAAAAGUGUUUAUGGGCU
This is a messenger RNA of Alnus glutinosa, 1201 nucleotides long. RefSeq lists its product as uncharacterized. The coding region runs from base 156 to 1124 and encodes 322 amino acids. Lineage: Eukaryota; Viridiplantae; Streptophyta; Magnoliopsida; Fagales; Betulaceae. Gene Ontology annotation, molecular function: protein binding. The transcript is spliced from 6 exons. The record is from RefSeq and is a predicted model, not a curated record.